UCCUUGACCUUGAUAUUACUUGACUCACGUGGGUUUAUGCGUUGAUAUCCUCUUUUCUUCAAUUUCUCAUAUCAGAGAAGGAGACACUAGGAAUUUCUUAAGGAUUUCAAUCAAGUAUUACCCCAAGGUAAGUUUAUUGUUAAUAGAGUAGGCUUUUAUUUUCGCUUAAUUGAGUAAAUUAAGUAAAAAUUAUUAUUAGCCAGCAGUGUUCAGCCAAACCUGCAUCAUUGCAGUGUAUCUACUGUAAUGUAAAUCGUAGGAGACUAAAAAUAGAUCUUUAGGUCUAUAUUGCCAGCAACAGUAUAUAACGUUUUGGCAAUUAUCUGUCGUUCAGACGGAAACAGACAGGAGAUCAGGUAAUUCCGAAAAAUGAACAUUUUUUAAAAAGAUAUUUAGUGAUUAGGUGGUUAAAAAACGUGUUUUUAAAUGAAUUCUUAUUUGAUAUUAGAGUUUUUUUUAUACACCUUAAAUUUGAUUUUAAAUCACAAUUUUUAUCAAAUUAAAUGAUAAUUUCUACAGAUAACAAGAAGUAAAAAUGAUAAAGAAAGUAUUAAGUGUUCUUUGGGGAGCCAUCGAAGUUUUUGUCUACGGUGGUAUAACUUUCGGAUGGGCCUCAUUGGUUUUUGUAUUAAAGAAGGAAGGAUUCUACGCAAAUGUCUGCGACAGUUACAAUUCAACAAAUGUAAAUUCAACAGUAGUAGAAUGUGCAGAACAAAAUUCAAAAAUGAUUUUAAUAAUGACUAUAUUUUUGGCGGUUGGUGGAAUAAGUACAUUCUUUACAGGUUACUUUUACGAUAAGUUUGGUCUAGCAUAUUCAAGAUUAUUAGGAGGAGCUCUUUACGUAACUUCCUUACUUUGCUUGGCUUUAAUUACUGCAAAACAACAAUGGAUGCUAUUUCCAGCAACAAUUUUAUUGAAUAGCGCUGGUUUUUUGACAUUAACAACAAACAUGCCUUUAAGUAACCUAAUACCAAGGGCGAGAUCAACUAUAAUCACCUUAUAUAACGGUUUCUUCGCAGGAGCCAUUAUGAUUUUCGAAUUAGUUAAAAUGGCAUACGAGGGUGGAAUAAGUCUUCAAAUUUCUCUAUCUAUUUUGGCACUCGGUCAAUUAAUAUGUCUUGGAUUUACUAUAUUCAUUCUUCCGAGAAAAAAUGUACCGUGGCCGUUACCUAAAAAUUAUGAAAUUGCAACGCUUUUAAAUAAAUUCUGUAGAAAGGAAAAGUAUGUUGUUAAAGAAGAGAAAGAAGAAAAAACAUUUAUUGAUGAUGAACAAAAUAAAAUUGAAACAGUUAAUAACCCACCAAAAAUGACCUUCGUUCAGUGCCUUUUGACACCUCAAUUUCUAUUACAUCUUGCGUUCAUGUGCGUUAUACAAUUACGUUUGAGUUUUUACUUGGCAACGUUAAAUCCAUGGUUGUCGGAAUUGACAGGAAAUGAUCCAAAGUUGAUCAGCUUGUAUACUAAUAUAUUCUCCUAUAUACAAUUAGCUAGUAUUGCCUAUUCACCAUUUGGAGGAUUGAUAGUUGACAAAUUUAAAGCUGAUUUAAGAGUUUUGGGAAUCUUAUUACUGGUGGCAAAUAUUUUUGGAUUAAUAAUAGCAAUACCAGGAAUGGUACGGUCUCUUCCUCUUCAAAUUUUAGGAUUUAUAUGCUUAAUGGGAUUUAGAGGAUGGGCAUACGCUUUCAAUCCUACAGUUGUUGCUCUAAUAUAUCCAGGCGAACAUUUUGGAAAAUUAUUUGGAGUUAUUUUAAUGGUUAUAUCUGUGUUUGGAUUAAUGCAAUUUCCUUUGUUUAAACUGCUUCAUGGACCAUUUAAUGGAAAUAUGCAAUAUACUUAUACUAAUAUUUUAAAGAUUAAGAGCUGGGAUGAUGUGAUAACAAAGUACUGGAGGGAAAACAGAUAUGAUAAAACUACAUAUACAAUAAAUAAUACUGUAAGGAUAGCUAAAGAUGCUCCAUCAGCCCCAAUUUUAAAUGAGGAAUUAAAAGAUGCCAUUUACAAAGAUAAGACUCUAUAUACAAGUUCGGAAGACGAAUAUUUAAGUAAACGAGGUUACUCUUGCGCAUCAUCCCUAAUGUCAAUUGCAAAUACAUCAAAAUCAUUUCUCAAACAUUCGAGUAUAGCUCAUAUUGCUAUAACAGGUAGAGAGCAUCAAUCAAUUGAAUUACCUUGUCAUUGGUGUACGUCAGAUGAAUAUAUCGAAUCAAAGAAUACUUUACCAAGACAAGGAAAAGGAAUGAAUUGGUAUAGAGCAAAAAGGAAUAAAGCUAGAGAUGAUAAGCAUAAAUUCUAUUAUAAAAUUGAAAAAUUACAAUUAUCCAUGAAUAAAUACGAACAAUUGGCUGAUAGAAAUUUAGUUAUACGUCAACUAAAUAGAGAAGGUGACGCUGACACUGGCGUCUAUUUUUGUGAAAAAAACGCUCCACGUGGGUCUGAGAGUAUUUUUUACUUAUUGGAGUACUUAAACAACAAACUAUACAAUAUAACAAGCUCUAGAAAUACUUCACAUAUUUAUAAGCCACCGACAUUUGAUGAAUUUAAUAAACCUAUAGAAGAUCCAAUGAAACAACGUAAAGAUAUUCAAAUAUCGAAUAAAUUAAUACUUAUUUAUCUUGAUAUUGAAUACAAUGUCUAUCAAUUGCCUCCCAACGAAGAUCAAAGAUAUUUUAUGGAGAGAGUUUGCUUAGCAAAUGAUAAACAAUGCUUAUGGAAAUACAAACUUAAACCAUCAAUCUCUCUAUUUGACGUAGGCUUGGAUAAUAUACAAAUACAAGCUAAUAAUGAAUUUCCAUUAAGUAAUAGAAUAGAACUAUGUGAACCGUGCGAUCAGAAGGAUGCUUUUGAAACGUAUUUGAGUUUUUGUUGGCUUAGAUUUGUAAAUAGAAAUGGAGAUUUUAUCGAAGAAUUAAGUAUUGAUAUGAUACAACAAAUAUAUGAUAGAGUAGAAAAAUGGAAACCUACAGAUAUUCUUGAUAAAAGGAAACAUUAUCUUUUAAAAGUUUUAGCAUUCUUUCCACAAGGAAUUUCUUGUUAUAAUACAAUUUUUGAGGGAUACGAAUGGUAUCUUUUACCGAGAACUGAGGAUUCCGAUAACACUCAUUUCGAUGUUAAAAUGGCAAUAAAAGAAUUUUCUAAAAAGCAUGGAACAAAUGUAAAAUUAGCCCAAUCAGAUUUAUUACCUCAAUUCGAAUUACUAAGAAAAUCUUGCUACGUUAAUUGUUCUAUUGAAGAAAGAAAACGACUAAAAAUAUUAGAAGGAUCAACAGAGUUAUUUUUUACAUUUAUAGAUACAUCUGAACUCUUUGUACCGACAAGAUCUAUUGUUCAAGUGAAAAGAAUAACAUAUACAGCAACAGAGGACGAAAUGUUUAAAAUGUUUUGUCCAAAUCCCUCAAAUUACGGUACAGUUAAAUGGAAGAAAGGUUCAGAAUAUAUAAGCAAGGAAAAUCUAGAAAAACAUAUGAAAAUAUCAUAUAGCUAUGCUUUACUCUUUAGUCGUCUAAAGCCGUCCGAUGACGGUUUAUACUUUUGUGAAAAUUGCGAUAGGAAUUAUAAAAAUUGUAUCUUAGCAGGAUCAUUACGUCUUAAAAUUCAUAAAAAACCGCCUACAAUAUUUAGUAUUCGUUUUUAUAGAAGUGCUUUAUUAAUUUCCUACAUAAUAGAUGUAACUAUUUUAUGCGGGGGUUGUCUAAUUAUAUGGUUUAGGCAUAAACGUCAGAACAUCAGUAGAAAUAGAUAUAAAAAUUUAUUGGAGAAAAGUCUACCUAGACAGAUAAAAAAAGUGAUUAAAAAACAAGCUAUGGAUACCUUAGGAAAAAGUUACAAAAGUUUACAAUGCAGAGAAUUACAAGUGAUGAUAGCCACAGAAGAUGUUAUUCUUAUUGAUGUUAGGACAAAAAUAGAAGUUACAAGAACAGGAUUAAUUCCUAAAGCUUUUAUUUUACCUGAUAAUGAAAUUCUUCAAGCAAUGUUAUUGGAUAAACAAACAUUCUCUGAUAUUUAUCAAGUGAAGAAACCGUAUUUAUAUCAAAAAAUUGUAGUCUAUGGAAAGAUUAAUGAUUCAAGAGCAUUUAACUCAUAUAAGAAUCUAGAAUAUUUAGGAUUUGACACUUUUCUGUAUCCUGGAGGUUGGGAAGAAUGGAAAUUACUUGUUGGAAAACAAGCGGCAAAGAAAUUGACAUAUCUUAAUUUAUACGCCUUACAAAAUAGAGAAUCAGUUAUUCUUCACAUAGAUAACAAUAGAAAAAACUUUGAAAACUCAUCUGAUAGCUCUGCUGAUGAGGAAAUUGAAGAGGAAAUCAAUCAAUUUUCAGAAAGUGAAAACUUAUUAAAGUUUAAUUAG
Messenger RNA from Dimorphilus gyrociliatus, 4342 nucleotides. Lineage: Eukaryota; Metazoa; Annelida; Polychaeta; Dinophilidae. The record is from the annotation of a GenBank genome assembly.